Messenger RNA from Lingula anatina, 3777 nucleotides. RefSeq lists its product as uncharacterized. Gene Ontology annotation, cellular component: plasma membrane. Gene Ontology annotation, biological process: protein phosphorylation; regulation of apoptotic process. Gene Ontology annotation, molecular function: ATP binding; protein kinase activity. The record is from RefSeq and is a predicted model, not a curated record. NCBI's taxonomy places the organism in Eukaryota, Metazoa, Brachiopoda, Lingulata, Lingulida, Lingulidae.
GUAGAGGCUGGCACAGACCAACAAUUGUGAAUGUGAAAGUAGCAUUAAAGGUUGUUUUGGCGAUAUUAAACAAUUAAUCUUCAGGGUUAAGCAGCCAGGGAGUAGUUCAUUACAUGAACACAAGACGAAAGAGCCAUGGCGUCAGAAAAGAUGUUGCGAGAUCAGCUGAAGGCACUCAGGGAGUGUGUGACCAAGAACCGAGUGGCAUUGGUGACAGACUUGAAUGUGGAAGGUCUUCUGUUGACUUUUUUGCAGCAACAGUCUCUUCUGACCGAAUAUCAAAUAGAUAUAAUAAGGGCAGAGAAAACCAGGCAUGACAAAGCUGAGAAAGUACUGGAUUUCAUCAUAACCAAAGGUCCAGAUUUUUUGGACAAGUUCAUUACAGCUUUGAGAGAAACGAGCCAAGACCAUUUGGCUGACUUACUUGAGACGUCAAAGAACUCUGCUCCACAGAUUCCAGUGAGCAUUCCAGGUGUUAAAAAGGAAACACCUUAUACAUACCCAAUGACUGCUCCUGAUUCAAAGGCAGGGCAUUUCUAUAAUGCCAAUACAAUAAGUGUCCAUCAUCAUUAUGGGUCUGGAGAUUCUGGUCGUGAAACCAUCUACCAGCGGGAGCUGCCCAUAGAACCCAUGCAGAUGGCAUCUCCCCCAGGUGCAGUUAAGAGAAAGCCAGUUGGGCUGGUUGGAUCUCCUGCUGUGAAGUUUCCACAGCGGGAUAUAAGAGAGGAAAUGGAAACAGAGCGCAUUGGACAAACAUUCCAGAUUUUGGCAGAAGGCCCAAGAAUAAAAGAUUUGAGAGAAAAGCUGCUGUUAAGUAUAAAAGCCCAUGGCAUGUCUUUCCGUGGAGAAACACCUAUGGAUGGAAACUGUUUCUUUCAUGCUGUAGCAGAUCAGUACGUUCGACUAGGACUUCAGCAAGGAAUUACGCAUAGCGAAAUCAGAAAACUAGUUGUCCGUUAUCUACAGCUCUACCAACAAAAGUAUGCACAACAUAUUGGUGAUUCUGACUGGCCAGCAUACCUCAGCAGGAUGGCUCAGGAUGGAGCUUGGGCUGAUGAACUAACCGUUGAUGCAACUGCUAAGGCCGUAGGGCGUAAAUUGCUUAUAGUAUCCAGUUCUCCAGGGGCAAAAUAUGGUGUCUUACAAACUAUUUUUAACGAAAAUGCUGAUGGGGAACCUCUCAUGCUUGGUCGUUACCAUGAAAAUUAUUAUCAGAGUCUUGAAAUGGCAAAUGAAACAGAUCUAAAAAGAUUACAGACAGACUUGAAGUCAACCAGCUUCUCUGGCCCAAUGGAAAUGGAAACAACGGAUAGUAGUGGAACAGCCUUUAUCUCCCAAAUAACAGGUGUAUUAGAGGCAGAAAAGGCAGGAAACGGGCAAACAUCUUCUGUUUCUGCACCAGACAUUGAGAGCAAGCCAAAACCAAAAUUCAACCAAGCUAUCAAUGCUUAUGAAUUCAGUGAAAAGGACUUGGAUUUGGUCACUAACUGUUUUUCUGAAGAAAUUGCCUCUGAAGAAAAGUGUGGGUUUGGUGUAGUGCACAAGGGUGUUUUAAACCUUGAGCAAAUACAUGGAUUGGAAGUUGCAGUUAAGAGACUUGCUGAUAACAAUGAUUAUCAAGGAACACUGGAAUUUGACAGGGAAAGGGAUUGGGCUAAGAAAAAGUAUGUUUAUCUUCUGACUGCUCUUGGAAUUUGUGAGCAAUUAGAAGGUAAGUACUCCAAGGCAGUGAUGACAGUUUAUAUGAAAGGGGGAACUUUAAAAGAUCGACUUGAGGAAUCGAAGAUAAGUGGUAAAAGUUUGGACUGGAAAACUCGCCUACGUAUGAGUGUCCAGUUGGCUGAUGCAGUGAAAUUUCUUCAGUCUGAUGACAAAACCAAUUGCAUAGUUCAUAAAGACAUCAAAUCUUCAAACAUAUUCCUGGAUGAGCAUGAAAACAUCAGGCUUGGAGAUAUGGGCUUUGCAAAGAUGUAUUCACUGAAGUUUAAAAAGACCACAAUUACCAAAACUAUUCCUUUUGCUGCUGGUUAUACAGACCCAAAACUUCAUGAAGGGCUUAUAACAGAGACUACUGACUGUUACAGUAUUGGAAUAGUGCUGGAGGAAUUGUUGACGGGUGUUCUUGCCUCUGAUCCUGACCCUGAUAAAGGUAGCUCAGUUUCUCUUCAUCUCUCCUGGAAUAAUUCUGGUGAGGAGGAAGAGAUUUUGAUAGAAAGGGGGGUACAACAAGGGUGGCCCAGAGAAAUAAGCACAGAAUUUGCCAGACUCAUUAAGAAGUGCAAAAAGGGAAAACCUGUGAAAAGAAUCAAAGUGGGAAAUCUGUAUGAUGCAUUGUUGAAGCUUUACAUGUGUGCUGUUGGUGAAGAUGCACCUGUAUAUGGAGGCACUGGUGGUCAACCAAUUCAGUCUGAGAAAUGUCUGUACUGUUUGGUACAUCAAGCAGUCAACAGUCGGCUUAACUGUGGAUGCAAGUUCCUUUGUACUCACUGCAUAGAUGGAUGCACAAAGGAUAACAAGAACAUUUGGUGCAUGUUGCAUAUGAAGGAAGUCAAAUUUGAAACACAGAACUUACACUGUGAUGGAAAUUUUACCAAGCUCUUUGAUCUCAGUUACCCAGUGGUUUCACUUGUCAAGUUGAUCAAUUCUAAAAUAGACAAGCAUUGGAAAUCAGUUGGCCUAAUUCAAGCCAUAGAUAUACAUGACAAAAAACAUGGGGUUGCCACAGGCUUCAAAAUAGGUGGAAAUUAUUUGAUGACAAAUUAUCAUGUUGCUAACGAUUUCAGAGGUUACCAAGGAGCCAUAGUGGAAUUUGGAUAUUUGCAAGAAACUUCAAGAAUAACAACAUACAAAUUUACCCACAUGGCAUGGUACAGUGUAGCAUUGGAUGCAGCUUUGUUCCACAUUCACAACCCAGACGGCCAUGAUGUUGUACCAGAUCUGGACUGUGAUAUAGCAGAUGUCGAGCCAGGAAAGGAUGUUUGUAUUGUAGGACAUAACAAUUGUGAUCCAUUAAGAUAUGACCCAGAUACAAAAAUACUUAGCGAUUUCGAUGUUAAAAAAGACAUAGAUUUAACAUUGAAAACCUACCCUUCUGCCAGUUUUACAAAUGCACAUGAUCGCAACCGACAGUUAAUGAAGUCCAGUUUUAUGCAUGGGGCAUCUGGGUCGCCUUGCUUUGAUGAAUAUGGUAACCUUGCCCUAAUGUAUACUAAAGGUUAUCCUGAGAACUAUAAAGCGCUGCGUAUGGCACAAACUGUAUUUGAACAGGGUGUUAGAAUGAGAUGCAUAUAUGAAGAGUUAAAGAAAGAGAAGCCAGAGUUGGUGUCAGAUCUGUUCCCAAAUGUCCGCAUUAGACUUAACUAGAGUUGCUACAACUCUGUUUAAGAUUACAGAAAAGUCACUGAAGUGUUGCAUAUUUUUCUGUACAAAGCAACUUACCUUAAUAAUUAGGAAUCCUCUGAUAUUGGUAGGUGGAAUUGAAAUGAUAUAUUGUAAGAAUGAAAAGGUUGCAUCUGCAUUAUUAUUUGCAGCAAUGGAUGCCUUCUUCCUCUCUUAACUAUUGACAGUUUUGUGUUUUACAAGUUUUAUUGUAUAUAAUAUAUAAUAAUGUUAGAUGAGGAAAAUUUACAAACCUGUUAAAAUUUGUAAACGUGUUGUCCUCUGUAACACAUUGUUUUAGCUUGAGAUAAUAUUACACAAUUUAUUUUGAUAUUUUGCAGGAACUUUAUGUAUAUUGAAUGUCCUUGGGACCAUAAACUUGUUACUUGUACCAUCACA